AGCGUCUUGAACUGAAUCGGGAGGAAUCAACAUUAUCUUAGACAUUUUAUCAUCUGAAGAUGUCGUGUUGGGACGAAUGGGUAGAGCAGGCGCUUUCAAGGCUAGACUCUAUGAAAAUCUUGCGGUCUCUAAGACCCAUUCACUACCCAAAUCACCCAUUCGAAAUCGAACCCAAAACUGACAAUGCCUUACAGGUGUUCGACGAAAUGCGCCAAUGGGAUAGAGCUUCUGUUGAAAUAGAAAUUUCAGAGUCUACGUUCCAGAGAUGGGUUGAAGAUGUUCCCAGUUCUGGUGAUGAUCUUACAUGUGACAAUGAAGAUUCUGAAUGUGAAUUAGGGUUGAGAAAGCUACUUCUAUUUUCAGGGAAUGACUACUUGGGGCUAAGUUCACAUCCGGCAGUUGCCAAUGCUGCUACCAAGGUGGUUCAGGCUCAUGGGAUGGGUCCGAGAGGUUCUGCUUUAAUAUGCGGUUAUACAACUUAUCACAGACUACUGGAAUCCUGUUUAGCAGAGUCAAAGAAUAAAGAGGAUUGCCUUCUAUGCCCCACAGGAUUUUCGGCCAAUAUGGCCUUCAUGACGGUAGCGGGAUACGUUGGCUCACUUUCAGCCGCAAAUGAAACAGAUUGUCAAGACGGUGUUGCAAUAUUUUCUGAUGCCCUGAAUCAUGCAUCGAUAAUAGAUGGUAUACGGCUUGCAGAGCGACAAGGAUGCGUGCAGGUCUUUAUAUAUAGGCAUUGCGACAUGAAACACCUUAAUGAGUUACUAUUGACUUGCACGAUGAAGAAAAAAGUAGUUGUGACAGACAGCUUGUUUAGUAUGGAUGGAGACUAUGCACCUAUGGUCCAGCUUUCCAAGCUUCGCAAGAAGCAUGGUUUUUUGUUGGUGGUCGAUGAUGCUCAUGGAACACUCGUUUGUGGUAAAAACGGUGGUGGUGUACCCGAACAGUUCGGUUGCGCAGAUGAUGUUGAUAUAUGCAUUGGCACUCUUAGUAAAGCUGUAGGUUGCCAUGGUGGUUUCAUUGCCUGCAGCAAAAGGUGGAAACAACUGAUACAAUCACGGGGCCGUGCUUUUAUAUUUUCAACUUCUACACCUGUACCCAUCAUUGCUGCUGCACAUGCUGCUGUGGUGGUGGCAAAGAAGGAGACGUGGCGUAGAAAGGCUAUCUGGAAUCGCGUGCAAGAAUUUCGCACUCUGACGGGAAUUCCAAUCACAAGUCACAUCAUUUCCCUUAUAGUAGGUAGUGAAGAGCAAGCCCUCAAAGCAAGCAGGCACAUGCUGAAAUGUGGCUUUCAUAUAACAGCAAUCAGGCCCCCAACGGUCCCACCUAACUUAUGCAGGCUGCGGAUCACGCUUAGUGCAGCACACACCAAAAAUGAUAUUAGGAAACUCACAUUUGCAUUAUCCCAAUGCAUUAGUUUAAGAGAGAGCGGAUAUUUCUACACAAAUGGCACACCCAAACUCUAGUAUCAUCGGUCGGGUAUGCUAUUUUGCAUCAAUCACAAAUUCUUCAGGAUGAUUGAAUCAGGUCCUUUUGCAUCUUAAGGGGACCAAGAAUCCCAUAUAUGCUUAGCCCAGAUUAGUUAUGUUUCUACAAUUAUGUUUUCUAGUGACCAAAACACAACGUACCUAUUAUGUGAUAGUAAGACCUGUGAUUGUCGAUCUUAGGGAAUAACGCGUUGUUCACUAAUUGGGGUUCAUCGGUUUGAUUUUAAUGAUCAUCUACUUAAAUCUAAAGCAAAGCAGCUAAAGUGAAAUGAGAAUAGUGAUGAUGGUGAGACUUGAUUAUGAGUAGAUGUGUUCACUUAUACUAGAUUCUCCAUAUCCUUUGUUAGUAAUACAAAUAGUGAAAUUUGAUGA
Messenger RNA from Helianthus annuus (common sunflower), 1856 nucleotides. RefSeq names its product 8-amino-7-oxononanoate synthase. Gene Ontology annotation, biological process: biosynthetic process. The record is from RefSeq and is a predicted model, not a curated record. Lineage: Eukaryota; Viridiplantae; Streptophyta; Magnoliopsida; Asterales; Asteraceae. The coding region runs from base 60 to 1463 and encodes 467 amino acids. Gene Ontology annotation, molecular function: pyridoxal phosphate binding; transferase activity. The transcript is spliced from 11 exons.